Tribolium madens (black flour beetle) is the source of this 3254-nucleotide messenger RNA. Its product is annotated as zinc finger protein 600-like. The record is from RefSeq and is a predicted model, not a curated record. The transcript is spliced from 5 exons. Gene Ontology annotation, molecular function: zinc ion binding. Bases 479 to 3157 code for a protein of 892 amino acids. NCBI's taxonomy places the organism in Eukaryota, Metazoa, Arthropoda, Insecta, Coleoptera, Tenebrionidae. Gene Ontology annotation, cellular component: nucleus.
CCACUGAUUUUUGCUGUAUUUUUGAAAUUUAGUUGAAAUUGGGGCAUAAGAGUCAUUCAAGGCCUUAAAGUUUUGAAACUGUGUGUUUUUGAAAAGGUUUUAUGGAUUUAAUUGUGUUUGAAGCUUUUUUAGCCAACCAAAUUGGCAAAUUAUAAGUUCACAAUUUGGCCGUUGGAGUUGUAGGGGCGCCACUACUUUUUGUUGUUUUUCAAUUUUAAUCAAAAUUGGGGGACAAGGGCGAUGCGUAACGUUAAAUUUCUGAAACGUUAUGUUUUUGAAGGGGUUUUGUAUACUUAUUUGUGUCGUGGAAGGUUUUUUUUUAAUACAAAAACGACAUUGACUAGUUCACAAUUUUACCGUUGGAGUUGAGGGCGCCACCAAUUUUUUUCAAACAAAUUUUACUAAAUUGGGGCCUUAGGUUCGCCUUGUUGGUGCUUGAACAAAGUGAGGUUAUGUCAUCACCAAACAAGCCCCUAAAAUGAGUGUUUUCGCGGCAACUUGCGACAUUUGCGUGAGACUAGUCCCCAACGUGGUGAGUGUACGAAGUACUGGUAGCAGGAACGAAACUUUCUUGACUAAACUGCAAGCCUUGGUCCCCGAAGUGGAAUGGAUGCUACAUCACCGCAUUUGCGCCUCAUGCCAGUCCGAAUUGGAGACAGCUUACGAAUUCCGGGCGCGUUGCAUUCGUCUCGAUUUCGAGCGUCAGGUGACUGGAGCCCCCAAGACAAAUCGUGCGCUUUAUGCGUGUUACACUUGUGGUCAACUAUUCAUCGAUUGUCAACUCCUAUCCGAGCACAUUGACCGGGACCACGAUGAAACAAAAGAAACUCAAAUCACUUCAACGAGUGCAAAGAUUUUAUCAGAGCAUUUGUAUGCGAAACAUCGCGUCGAUAUCGAUAUCUUCAACAUCCAGCCUGUGUAUAACUUUAUUUGUGAGAAAUGUCCUCGGAAAUUCGCGACGAAAAAAGAAUUGGAGGAACACAUUCCAAUUUGUGGAGAACUCAAAGCCAGAGUGGGGUUCUGUCAAGUCUGUGGGGCGACUUUUGAGACCACGAAAGAUGUUAUCGAGCACUGCAUAAAGGAGCACAGUCUUGAAAAGGAUGAAAUCAAGCCGUUUGCGUGCGAUAAAUGUCCGAAAAGGUUUACAAAAUUGUAUAAUUUACAAAAACACGAACUUCAUCAUUCUGCAAUCCGGAAUUUUGUAUGCACACUCUGCGGGCGGACUUUUAAAACAAAACGCGAAGUCGUGGUUCAUGAACAAGGCCACUUGAAUCAACGAAAAUACAAAUGCGAGUUGUGUUGUAAAGGCUUCAAUUGCCACACCAGUCUCUACACUCACGUCAAUGUGGUUCAUUCUGACUACAGUGACAAGAAAUUUGCCUGUCAUUUGUGCACGAAACGAUUUUGUAAUAAACAGGGACUCGAGGAACACAUUAGAAGACACAAAGGGGAAAAACCCUUCAAAUGUCAUAUCUGUCCCACGUCAUUUGUUUCACAAGGAGAGCUAAAAAAACACAUCAAGGCCCACACAUUUGUCAAGGAAGUCAAUCCAAUUAAGUGCAAACAUUGUGAUAAAACAUACAAGCUUCAUAUUUCGUAUAAAUUGCAUUUGAGACGCGAUCAUGGUCUAGGCGAUGCCAAAUUACCGGAAAAGAAGUACACGUGUGGUGUUUGUUCCAAGAAAUUUGACACUAAAACCCGCCUGAAGGCCCACGUGGACAGACAUGCAGGAAUUAAACGGUUUCAGUGCGAAGACUGCGGGAACAAGUAUGCCGACAAGGGGGGUCUCCGCGUACACAUGAGGGACAAGCAUGAAGCGGAAUCUCCCAGCAGAUUACCUCACUUUUUAACACCCAGAAUGAAUAAAUUCGGAGUGAAAUGCAGUGUGUGUUUGAGUUCCGUGGAAAAAGUUGUGUCUUUAAGCAGUCAAGAGUCACUUCUCACCAAAUUGCGAAGUGUCGUCUCCGAAGUGGAAUGGCUGGAAUGUUACGAAAUUUGUGCAUCAUGCGAAUCUGAUUUGGAUGUGGCUUUUGAAUUCCGGAAUCGUUGUAUUCGACUUGAUUUGGACCGGAAGAAUUCUAUAAAACGCGAACAAUUCUACGAGUGUUAUCACUGCAAUAACAGAUAUGGAGAUAAAGAGGUUUUAAUCGAACAUAUUCAAAGCCACUGCGUUGUUGCACCUCCUGAAGCCCCGAAACGCUUCAAAUGUGACGAUUGCAACAAAACUUACACGACUCAAAAAACCCUAAAAGUGCAUUUGAAAAAAUGCAAGAUGAGGGAACCCCCAAGUCGCAAGAAUCGUUUCUCGUGCGAAGUGUGCAAUUUAGUUUUGAAUUACGCAAAGGACGUUGUGGAACAUUGCGUUCGGGAGCAUUCAAUGGAGGGGAAAUUGGUGAAGCCCUACACUUGCAAUGAGUGUCCCAUGCGAUUUUCCUCGUCGGCCAACUUGAUCCAGCAUAGGAAGUACCAUGAUGGGAGUCGAAACCACAUUUGUAGCUUCUGUGGCAAGUCUUACAUAACGAAAAGUGAUUUAACCGUCCAUGAAUACAUUCAUUUUAAUCGUCGAAACUACAAAUGCGAGUUUUGUGAUAAGGCUUUCAACACGAAUAAGAAUCUUCGGUCGCACAUCCUCGUUGUCCACACGGAGUCGACUUUGUGGAAAUACGGAUGCGAUUUGUGCAACCGGAGGUUUCCGUUGAAAUCCGGCUUUGAGCAGCAUAUGAAGCGACACACGGGUGAUAAGAGGUUCGGGUGUCACAUUUGUGAUAAGAGUUUUGUCAGUAGGAGUGAAUUGCAGAAACACGUGGGCUCACACUCGAUGGUAAACCCUUUCAAAUGCACACACUGUGAGAAAGCUUAUAAGGAAAAACGAUUCUUUGAAAUACACUUAACUAAACAUCACGGAAUCGGGAAUGCGAAAAUACCGGUCAAAGUGAAGAAAUUUGCGUGUCAUGUGUGUCCCAAUACGUUUUUUGAUAAACACAAAUUGCAGAGACAUCUAAGGGUGCAUUCGGGGGUCAAGCCUUAUGGGUGUCAGGAUUGUGGGAAAAAAUUCUCGGAUAAGUAUUAUUUAAAGCAACACGCGAAAAAUAUACACAAUAAUGUACAAAGUGAUCAAGAUCCGUCCAGGAAAGACUCGAAUUUGCAUGAUUCUUAAGCUAUUUGUGAAGCGUAAAUUGAGUUUGCGUCAAUUCAGUUAUUUAUAUUGAUUGUGAUUUUAUAAGACAAUAAUAAUAAACCAGAAUGGCUGUUUU